Colletotrichum truncatum is the source of this 1611-nucleotide messenger RNA. Its product is annotated as MFS hexose transporter. Gene Ontology annotation, biological process: carbohydrate transport; transmembrane transport. Gene Ontology annotation, molecular function: carbohydrate:proton symporter activity. Lineage: Eukaryota; Fungi; Ascomycota; Sordariomycetes; Glomerellales; Glomerellaceae. Gene Ontology annotation, cellular component: membrane. The record is from RefSeq and is a predicted model, not a curated record.
AUGGUGAAGAAGCCUGUUGCCUCUCAGACGGUUGCCGACAAUGUCGAGAUCGCGAGAGCUGAGGCUCCGCGAUUCGAGAAAGUCUACUGGACUAAGGAGCCCCAUCUCCGCAACCUCUAUUUCUCGACCAUCUUCCUUAUGGUUGCUUCGGCCACCACCGGUUACGAUGGUAUGCUCGUCAACACAUCCCAGCAGAUGAAGCGAUGGAAGGACUACUUCGGCGAUGGCGUUUCCGACAACAACAAGCUCGGAAUUCUCAUCAACAUGUUCAACAUCGGUUCGAUUUGCUCCUUCUUCAUCACUCCCUACGUGGCCGACAAAUACGGACGUAAGGUCGCCAUUAUCAGCGGCUGCAUCUUCAUGAUCAUUGGCGGUUGCAUUACUGCUUUCUGCAACGGCUGGGGAAUGUACGUUGGCGGCAGAUACAUCCUCGGUUUCGGCAACUCUUUGGCUCAGAUGUCCUCUCCUCUGCUGCUUACCGAGAUCUGCCAUCCUCAACACCGUGGCCCCGUCACUGCCAUCUACAACUGCUUGUGGAACUUGGGUGCUUUGAUCGUUGCCAGCAUUGGCUGGGGAACCUCGUACAUCAACAACGACUGGUGCUGGCGCUCCAUCACCUUCAUCCAGAUUGUCCCCUCCGUCAUCCAGCUUGUCGGUAUUUGGUGGGUGCCUGAGUCUCCUCGUUACCUUGUUAACAAGGACCGCUCCGAGGAGGCCCUGGCUGUCCUGGCCAAGCACCAUGCUGGCGGUGACUACAACAACGCCACUGUUCAGUUCGAGUACCGCGAGAUCAAGGAGACCAUCUUGAUGGAGAGGAACGCCGACAAGACCACUAGCUACAUCGACUUCCUCAAGACCAAGGGUAACCGAUGGCGCCUGGCUAUCAUCAUCUCUCUUGGUAUCAUCUCUCAGUACUCUGGUAACGCCCUCUUCUCCAACUACAUGGACGCCAUCUACGACGGUGCUGGCAUUAAGGAACAGAACCAGAAGCUUGCCAUCUCUACCGGCAAGUCGAUUCUCGAUCUUUCAUGCUCCAUCGGUGCCGCCUUGACCGUCGACUACUUUGGUCGUCGCCCUCUGUUCCUGACGGCCAUCAGCGGUAUGGUCGCCUCCUUCGUCUGCUGGACCAUCACUGGUGCCGUUUACGAGAACUCUGGAUCCACGAACCAGGGUUCUGGUUACGCUCAGCUGGUAUUCAUCUGGGUCUUUGGUAUCUUCUACGACAUUGGUUUCUCCGGUCUGCUGGUCGCCUAUGCCCUUGAGGUUCUGCCCUUCCAUCUUCGUGCCAAGGGUAUGAUGAUCAUGAACAUCACCGUCCAGGCCAUUCUGGCCAUUGGCAACCAAACCAACAAGGUCGCCUGGGACAACCUUCCCAACCACUGGAACUUCAUGUUGUUCUACACCCUCUGGGACUUCUGCGAGCUUGUCUUCGUCUACUUCUUCUACGUCGAGACCAAGGGCCCCACCCUCGAGGAGAUUUCCAAGAUCUUUGACGGAGAUUCCGCUGUCGCGCACAUUGACAUGCACCAAGUCGAGAAGGAGAUCCACGCUAACGACCCCGAGGAGGACAUCAACACCCGCGCCGCACAUAGCGAGAAGACGGCUGUCUAA